Molecule: messenger RNA, 3075 nt
Organism: Peromyscus californicus insignis
Lineage: Eukaryota; Metazoa; Chordata; Mammalia; Rodentia; Cricetidae
Gene: C2cd4b
Product: C2 calcium dependent domain containing 4B
Exons: 1
Coding region: 1918-2940 (340 amino acids)
Source: RefSeq, a predicted model, not a curated record
UAUUGUAAAGGUCACACAUGCUUUGCUACCAUGCUAGGGAGUUUCUAUGUAGUGAUGCCUAAAGCUUUAUUGCGAUCACUGUCAUGUGGAAACCUUUCUCCUUUCUGCGUUUAAAUGUGUACGAAAAAUACAGAGGUCGAACUCUGGAAGUUUGGACGCAGCAUUUGCAAAGGUGGUGCCGACCAUCAUGCUUCACCUUGCACAGAUCAUUUCCCUGAAGUCCUUGAAGCUUGCGGGAGUCCCUGCCAGUUCCUGAUGGGAUGAUGCCCACAGAAAAUGAAAGUCAGCUGGGUUUGGUGUCAGAGGCCUGUGUUUCCAGCAAUCAAGAAGGGGAAACAGUUGGAUUACAAGUUUAAAGCCUGCCUAGGCUACAGACUGAAUUCCAGGUCAGCCUGGGCAGCUUGGUAUGAACCUUUCUCAAAAUAACUAAAUUGGUCUGGGGAUGUAGUUCAAGGGCAGUCUUUAUUUGCUAUGUGCGAGUCCUGGGUGCCAUUCUCAAUUAACCCCCACCCAAACAAAACGAAAGAACAGAGAAAAGGCAUUUCAGACUAGGAAAUGUCAUAUGCCAGAUAGGGUGCAGCUUUCCAUAUUAACAUGCUCUUUUUAGCCUUUGUGGUGUUUUUCCAAGUCUCUCAGAUUUAUCUUUCACACCUCAGAAAAUAAAGGUUAGGCCUUGGUAAGAGGGUCCUUAGAUUUUGUUUAGGUUUUUUUUUUCCUGGAUAGGUCCAUAUUAGGGCAAAAAGAAAAUGGUAGCUUUGGAAAAUCAAGUAUUUUUAGGGAUCUGACCAAAAGUUCCAUCUUUUGCCCUAGCAAAAAUUUCUGAAAAUUUUACACAUUAUUUAUUCAUCCAGGGCAUCAGUGCCUCAGGCAUCUGGUAGCCUAGGCCAUGUGAUAUCAGGGAGAGUCCAGCAGAGGGAGACAGAGGCUAAAUAAGGUGUGGACCCCGGAUGACUUAACUCAGGUCUUCACAGUUUUUGAGUAAAUGAGGAUACAGAGCCACUCUAUCCAACCUUUUAGCCCGCCCAGUGUUGAAUACAAGUCGUCUGAAUAUGUUAAGGAUAGGCUGACUAAUGCGUUUUCAACUUCGGAAAACUGCAUGUAACCCCAUCCUCAACGGACGUGCCUAGUUUAGUCUGUGCUUGGAAACAGGCAUCCACCACCUGCACACGGUGAUGAAUGGCGGCAGAAAAGUAGGAGCCAGUGGAACGUGAGUGUAGGUCACGCGCCUAGUGGGGGACCGGAUUUACUUUGUCACCAAAUACAGCUGUCCGUUUCCUCAUCCUUCCUAGCCUUCUCUGUGAGGCCACAAACACUUUGAACUGCCAAAUACUCUUUGGCAGGGUGACCGGCUGGCCUCUAGUCACCUGCAGCAUUUCCCAGGCCUGUAUGCGGCGCUCAAGCCAAGGGACAGCCGAGGUAAGUCCCUGAGCUAGCUCCUGCGACACCCGUACAGCGGCUGGGGACUUGGUAGGAAGAGAUGGCUGCAAGGCGGGCCGUCCGUUGUCCCUUGGGAUUGGGCUCCUGGCGGCUGGGCGGGAUUCCGGCUAUGAUAUAAGAGAGCAGAGAGCCACUGUCCCAGCUGCAGCGCUGAAGGUGGAGCUGUGAAAGGGAGAUCAUCAGUUGUGCUCUUGCAAUCAGACCCAGCGAGACUGAAGAAGACAAGGUCUAAUUUCUAUAUAUAUAUAUUCAUGUACUUAGUUUUGAUAACUGGAAGGCAGGGUGGAUGUGAAGAUACGCCAAAGGCUCGUGCUGACCCGGAGCCCUAGACGUUUGGGAUCUAGAACUAGAGGAUCUAGAAUCUAGUAUUUCAGAGGAUCUAGGGAGGGAUCCACUGGACUCCAGGCGCCCAAACUCAACUGUUUUUCUCUGUGUUGCAGGCACGCUUCCAUCCGCCACGCUCAACCCCAGGCUACGAGGAUGAGGCUCCUCAGUCGACUCCGCUCCUCCGCUCCUGAGCCCGCCUUCUCCAACGUGCUCACCCCGGGCCGCAUCCCUGAGUUCUGCAUCCCCCCGCGGCUGCCGGUCCCCGGCGUUGCCGAGUCGCCGCAUGCGGCCGCCGCACUGCCUUGGCGCUGCGCGGCCGAACCCGACCUGUGGCCGCGCACCCCAACCGACCACGACGAUAACGAGUACGACCACGCGGGUCGCACCGACUGGGACCCGCGCUCACAAGCCGCACUCUCGCUGCCGCACCUGCCCCGCGCACGCACCGCCUACGGCUUCUGCGCGCUGCUCGAGAGCCCGCACACGCGCCGAAAGGAGUCGCUCUUCCUCGGCCACCCAGGAGUUCCCCGGCCCGGACUUCGCCGCCGCGCGCACACCUACGCGGGCCCGCGGCCAGCCUCGGACUCUGCGCGUGCCGCCCCGAUUGAUCUGGACACUGCCCCGCCACCUGCUCCUGUGCCCCGCGUGCGUCGCCUCCUGCGCGCCUCGGAUGGGCUGCUGAGCCGCGCGCUGCGGGCCCCUCGAGGUCGGGCCAGUGCGCGCCCCGCGCCCAGUGGAGACAAACAGGAGAGCGCCGCCUCCUGCGCGCCCCCGGACCCCACCGACCCGGAUCCCAAGCGCCUGCAAGCCGAGGCCAGCGUGGCUCUGGGCCGCGGGGAUUGCACGCUGCGCCUGGCCGCCGAGUACUGUCCGCGCAGCGCGUGUCUCCGCCUCCGCCUGCUGCGCGCUGAGGGUCCGGCCGCCGCGCUCGAACCCCGAGCCCUGGGCUGCCGCCUCAGCCUGGUGCUGCGGCCGUCGGGCCAGCAGCGCGCCAGCGUUUUCCGACGCAGCCGCAAGGCCGCCCUGGACCAGGACUGCUGCUUCGAUGGGCUCUCGGAGGAGCAGCUGCGCCGCCUGGCCGUGCGCAUCAAGGCUGAGAGCAAGGGUCGAGGGCUGGAGCGUGGAAGGCCGCUGGGCCAGGGUGAGCUGCUGCUGGGCUCGCUGCUGCUGCUCUGAGCCCUGAUUCCGUGGGGCCAUGGACACUGAAGGUCGCUUGGCCCUGAGAUGCUCACACUCUUGACUUUGGGACAUUCAGAGCCUCUUGGACGCUGACAGUGCUUUGGCCCUGGGGCACACACAACCUCUUGGUUC